AUGUUGAGAUUACUAACUCGCCAACUAUUCCGUAAAAGUCAUGGCUUGUUAAGCGUUACGACUAGGUUAAGUUCUGUUGCGCUGAAUGUCCAACAAAAUGAUGAAUUUUUAACCGUGCAUUGGAACGAUGGAAAGGUGGACGAAUUUCCUCAUUUUUAUCUUCGAGAGAACUGUAGCUGUCCAAAGUGUUUUCAACCUUUAAAAAAUGCCAGAAAUAUGUUCGCACCGAAAGAAUUAGACUUUAAUGUAACUGCGAAAACAGCGAAGUUAGAUUCCAAUCAUUUAAAUGUUAAAUGGACAGACGGGCACACAAGCAUCUAUUCGCUGGAAAGUUUAAAAUCAUUAAGAUACGAACCAGCAGGUGAUAGUCCUGACGUACUGACAGAGAAUAUGCAACUGUGGAACGACAAAGCAUCAUUUGAUAAUGGUACUCUGCCAGUGUUCGACUUCCAUGAACUACUGGUAGACGACAAAUUACUUUAUAAAUGGCUCGUUGCUCUGGCGUUUGAAACAGGAAUUGCAAAAUUAGAAAAUAUUCCACAGGAAAGACAACAGUUGAGCAGAUUGGGUGAAAGAGCUGGAUAUCUUUUGUCAACAAACUAUGGCAUUUGUUACGACAUUAAAGCCUACAGUCAGGAUGUAGCACGUGACACUGGUUAUACAACAACAGAUCUAUCAAUGCAUUCAGAUUAUGUUUUUACUUCUUCACCACCAGCUAUCGCAAUGUUCCACUGUUUGCUCCAAACAGAAUCAAAAGGUGGUGUUAAUCAGUGGAUUGAUGGUUUUGACGCUGCUCACAGACUCUACAAAGAAGAUCCAGAAUCGUUUCAUAUUCUCACGAAAACAGCGGUUGCUUACCGCAAUAUCACUAAAACAGAAGUUGGGGAGUUCCAUAAUACUUCCAGGCAAAAUCUUAUAAGGUUUGAAAAAUUAUACAAAUGUCGUGAAUGUUAG
Messenger RNA from Dendronephthya gigantea, 954 nucleotides. RefSeq names its product gamma-butyrobetaine dioxygenase-like. The record is from RefSeq and is a predicted model, not a curated record. Gene Ontology annotation, biological process: carnitine biosynthetic process. NCBI's taxonomy places the organism in Eukaryota, Metazoa, Cnidaria, Anthozoa, Malacalcyonacea, Nephtheidae. Gene Ontology annotation, cellular component: mitochondrion. The transcript has 4 exons. Gene Ontology annotation, molecular function: oxidoreductase activity. Bases 1 to 954 code for a protein of 317 amino acids.